AUGUAUCAAUCACGAGCACCGUCUUGCCCUCCGCAACCAGAAGAAAGCAAGGCGACCGUCAAAAACAAGGCGACCAGCAAUGCGGACAAUUCUGGUAUUUACCGUGUCCCUGAACAACGAUUUGGAAUGGGAAAACGACAAGACAGCUUUGCAAGCGAUAUUGCUGGCGGCUCGGAGAAGAAAGAUGCUUUCCGCGAUGCUAUUGCUGACCGAAAAGCCAAAAGCCUAGACAUGGCCCCCCCUGAGAGUCCCUUCGCCCAACAGAGUGACAAAUACCAUAGAAGUCAGGUGAUGGCUUCAAAAGCCUUACAAGAAUGGAAAAAGCGUCAGGCUCCUGGCCCAGUUAAAGCACAAUUAGCUGUGAAUGUUGCCCAGGCAUACAGACAGGAGGCAGAAGAUCGUCAAGAUAUGAAAACCAACUGGCCCGGCUACGAUACCUACACCGGGGCGAAAGGACAUACGGAAAGAAUCGAACUAGUCAAGGACAAAGCAGAUGAAUUCGAGGAGAGGAGUGCAAAUGGAAAAGGUUGGUAG
This is a messenger RNA of Daldinia childiae, 534 nucleotides long. RefSeq lists its product as uncharacterized. The transcript has a single exon. Lineage: Eukaryota; Fungi; Ascomycota; Sordariomycetes; Xylariales; Hypoxylaceae. The coding region runs from base 1 to 534 and encodes 177 amino acids. The record is from RefSeq and is a predicted model, not a curated record.